AUGUCGAGAAUAAACAUGAUCGUUAUGGGCCUUCCUGUAGAAAUACAAAACCAACUUGAUAAAGAAGAAAUAACGACCAUUGAGAAACUGUUCAAAGAACUAACAAAAAUUGAUGAAUGCGUUUCUAACAUCAAGCCGAAAUAUGACAAUAAAUUUUUAAGUAAUGAAAUACCAUACAAUACGGAUGUCAAGACAAAGCAACUUUAUCAACACAAACAGAGAUAUGAAAAUGUAUACAAAGAAAUUUUGGUACCAAAAUACAAAGUAGAAGCAAAGACAAAUAAUACUCUAAAUAAAAAAAAUCAAAGAUAUGAAAAUAACACUCUAAAUAAAGAAAAUAUUAGAUCAAAUUUUAUCAGGUCAGAGAAGAAAGAGAUAAGAUGA
Molecule: messenger RNA, 384 nt
Organism: Helobdella robusta
Lineage: Eukaryota; Metazoa; Annelida; Clitellata; Rhynchobdellida; Glossiphoniidae
Exons: 1
Coding region: 1-384 (127 amino acids)
Source: RefSeq, a predicted model, not a curated record